This is a messenger RNA of Strigops habroptila (Kakapo), 1232 nucleotides long. RefSeq names its product heat shock transcription factor, Y-linked-like. The record is from RefSeq and is a predicted model, not a curated record. Gene Ontology annotation, biological process: regulation of DNA-templated transcription. The coding region runs from base 1 to 1065 and encodes 354 amino acids. Gene Ontology annotation, molecular function: DNA-binding transcription factor activity; sequence-specific DNA binding. The transcript has 2 exons. Lineage: Eukaryota; Metazoa; Chordata; Aves; Psittaciformes; Psittacidae.
AUGGCAGAAAUGGAACGGGAGCCGUCUCCCGCACCAACACCAUCCCUUUCUGCUCUGGACGAGCUGGGGCAGUUGGCAGACACGACUUCUGCCGGCCCUCCAGGACAGGGGGAAACAGCACCCUGUGGUGCAGCAGGAGCAGUGAUACAGGAGGAGCAGGAUGUCCAACCCGGCAGCGAGGGACACAACACCAUCCGAGUCCCUGCUGUUUCCAACGGGAGCAGGGGCCAAGACUCCGAAUUCUCAGGCCUCUGCUUUCCCCAGAAGCUUUGGAAGAUCCUGGAAAGCGGCCAGUUUCAGUCCAUCUGGUGGAGUGAGGGAGGACAAUGCGUGGCCAUCGAUGAAGUUCUCUUCCAAGAGGAGGUGCUGGGCAGGGUUUUUGCUACGCGGAAGAUGAGGUCUUUCAUUCGGCAACUGAACAUCUAUGGAUUCACCAAAGUACAGCCGGACUUCCAAAGAUCUGCCUCCCUGCCCGAAUUCCUGGCUGAGGAAGCAGCAGCCUCUUCUCACAGCAAGGUGCUCUACUACUACAACCCCAGCUUUAACAGAGAGCAUCCCCAGCUGCUGGAGCAGUGCAAGAGGAGAGGUGCCAUCAAGCGGAAAGCCCCGGGUACACCACAGGAGGAGGAAGAACAUCCCUCCAGAAGCCCCGAUGCACAGCCUGCGGUGCACACGCAGGCGCCUCCACCCACCAAACGAUGGGCUGAAGCACCUCCUGGCCCCGGCACUGCCCAUCCAUCUCCAAGGGCUGCUGCUCCCACACGCCCAGAGCCUGCCAGAGCAGCAGGUAGUGAGAGCUUCAUCCCUCCCGACCUCUGCUUUCCACCACCAUCCGGCCACCCAAGCCUGCAUGCUCCUGCUCCUCCAGAGUUUGCAGUGCUCCUGCUGCCACCGGCCUCAGCUCUGCCCAUGCCAAGGCGCCAACACUGGCCUCCUGCAGCCCCAACCUGGUACAGGGACCCCAGCAUGCCACAGCCUAGAGACAGCACAGGCCCUUGGCUGCAAGUCACCCAUGUCACCUAUACUGUGUGUUACAUAGAUAUUGAGUUAGUUGUUAGAGAUUGAGUUCGUAGAUAUUGAAUUCGUAGACAGAGAUUGAGUUGAUAGAUAAGGAUUGACUUGAUAAGGAUUUUGUUGCUAGAUAGAGCUUAGAAGAGUUGGUAGGAACUUAGGAGAGUAGGUUAGAUAGAGCCUGGUAGAGUUAGUAAUAAACUAUUAAACAAUAAACCUUC